GUCCAUAGUUUUCUUUGAUAUGUAUUUAUUUCUGUAAAUGAAUAAAUUAUUCAUUUUAUGUUGUACUGCUAAAUUUUUUAUCUUUGUAUUUUAUUAUCGAAAUCAAUUAAGAAUUCUUUGGAGUGCACCAAACUUUACAUUCUCUAUUCUCUUCGCUUUGGCAGUCGUUACGAAUGCCGGCCACUUGGCUCUGGCUACUGGGUACCCUCAUUCGUACGGACCUUAUGUUGUCGCUCCUCAGGCAUCGGCUUAUGUUAAGACGUUUGCUGCCCCGGCAGUCCUUAAGACUGUCGAUUAUGAGGCUCCAGCUGCAUACGAUUUUUCCUACGCAGUAAGUGAUCCUUAUAUUGGAGAUCAGAAGAGCCAAGUAGAAUUCCGACAUGGAAACAAUGUUCAUAGAUCAUCCAGUUUGAUUGAUGUAAAUGGAUUCAAAAGUACUCUUGAAUACACCACUGAUGAACACAAUGGAUUCAACGGUGUAGUUCGCCGGGAGCCUUUGGCUUAUCCCACUGCUGCUUCAUCCACUAAAGUAAUUGCUCCACUCGCAUCAGUUGCCAAGAUAGUCGGUGCUACUCCAGUUCAGUAUCCAGCUCCUUUUGGGAAGAUUGCUCCUCCUGUUAUUGCUACUGGACAUUAUGGUCGAUUUAUUGCUGGUGGUGCUGCUCCCUAUGCACCAACCGCGUAUACUGCCCAGGUUUAUUAUAAUUAAGUUAGAAUGUGGCUGUUAAAAGUUUUGACUGUUUCGAUUUGAGGAUGCAUUCAUAUCAUCCUGGAUGUAAAUAAAUCUGAUCUUUCACAAAAUUAA
Molecule: messenger RNA, 805 nt
Organism: Hermetia illucens (black soldier fly)
Lineage: Eukaryota; Metazoa; Arthropoda; Insecta; Diptera; Stratiomyidae
Product: larval cuticle protein A2B-like
Exons: 2
Coding region: 38-709 (223 amino acids)
Cellular component (GO): extracellular matrix
Source: RefSeq, a predicted model, not a curated record